Molecule: messenger RNA, 1434 nt
Organism: Triticum turgidum subsp. durum (durum wheat)
Lineage: Eukaryota; Viridiplantae; Streptophyta; Magnoliopsida; Poales; Poaceae
Source: the annotation of a GenBank genome assembly
AUGGAGUCGUCAGAUGACGAGCAUGCCAUGGAGAGUGAUACUGUGACUAAAAGUGAUCUGAUCAGCGAGCUGCCUGAAGACAUCCUCCAGAAAAUCCUGUCAUGCGUGUGGAUUAGAACUGUUGUGCGCAUGCGCAGGGUGUCUAGGAAGUGGAUGGAACUGUGUGAAAGCCUGCAGUUCAUACGCCUUGAUUACAGAGAUUUCGAACAUUGGAAGGUCGAGAAGUUUACUCAUUUCGUUAACAACCUAUUGCUUGUCCGUCGGAAAGUAGACUUGCACACAUUCCAGCUGCAUUGGAAUCCUCAUGGUCCCCUGAACUGCAAUGAUGUCAGAAUGUGGAUUGGCUAUGCGGUGAAGCAUAAUGUUAAAGUGCUUGACGUGAAACUUUGUCUAUAUGAUAAGACUGUUUUACCUCCUGCCAUUUUCACCUGCCGCUCGCUUCAGGAGCUAAAUUUGCAGUGGGGUAAUGCUCCCUACCGAGAUUAUGACCACACGGGACUUGUACUGCCUGACAUAAUCAAUCUUCCUUCUCUCAAGAAACUUACUCUGCGCGACGUGGAAGUGGAUGAGCUUUCUCUGAACAGAUUCAUUGCCCGGAGCCCUGGCCUAGAAGACUUGAAUUUGAUAGACUCUGCGAUGCGUCUUGAUCUCAUAGCCUCAAAAGCAUUAAAAAGGCUAACCCUUGAUGGCUUCCUAGGUGAGUGCGAUGGAUUCACAAUUGCUGCCCCUCAUCUCAUUAGCUUUGAGUGCACGGGAUGUUCACUGGAAGCUAUUUCCUGGAGAGACCAACCAUCUCUAGAGAGCGCACGCAUAGAUACUUGUGGGUAUACAUUUGAUUGUGAAUCAAAGUUCACUGGAGUUCUUAAGUAUGCCAAGAAGCUUGCAUUAUUUGGUUCUGACAUAAAGGUUAUGUUGGAAAAGGAGCUGCCAACAUGUUCAGCGUUUGAAAACCUCACAACUCUUGAGAUUGGCGAAUGGUAUUUAACUGAGGACUUGUUCGUUGUGCUUCGCUUCCUCCAGCUUUCACCGAGGCUAGAAGAACUCACUUUGAUGAAUAGGCCGCUUGAUGAAGGAGCGGAAAUAGAUUGCAUGCCAAUUGACGGGAUGACCUUCCGGUGUCCACUCCUUGAAAGUGUUGUCAUACAAUGUUCAGAGGGUGAUGGAAGAAUUGAUAAGCUGCUAAGUGUUCUGGUAGUCAAUGGGAUUAGUCCAGACAAUAUAAAUAUUGCCUUCUAUGAUGAAAUUGAAAAGCGGGACCGUGCGGAGAGGAUACGUGCCGACGAGGAACGGUCGAAGGAGCUGCGCAUCUUCGAGAAGAGGGUGAGGAGAAAUCCAGAAUGGAGAGAGUAUGAUCCUUACGCAAUGAGUGAGUCUGACAGCAAGCAGAGUGAUGAUGGGUUCAGCGAUGCAUCUGAUGACCCUGAUGACUACUGA